CCCCGGUGCCGUCCCCGGUCCCACCAUGGCGUUCCCGAGGCCGCGGCCAGCCCGGCCCGAGCUGCCCCGGCAGCGGGUGCAGACCCUGCAGUGCGGCCAGGGAGCGGUGAGGGCCGCCCGCUUCAACGGUGAGACCGCGCACCACGGGGAUACCGGGGAUACCGGGAGGGAACGGGGGGAAACGGGGGACGGGGGGAGAGAGCAGGAGCUGGGGAUGGAGGCCACGGUGCGGUGCUGGGACUGCCGCUCCCGCCGCCCCGACCCCAUCCAGGUGCUGGACGAGGCCAAGGACGGAAUCUCCAGCGUGAAACUCUCGGGCCACGAGAUCCUGACGGGCUCCGUGGACGGGCGGGUCCGGCGCUACGACCUCCGGGCAGGGCAGCUCUGCUCCGACUACAUCGGCAGCCCCAUCACCAGCGUGUGCUUCAGCAAGGACGGGCAGUGCGUGCUGGCCGCCAGCCUGGACUCCACGCUGCGCCUGCUGGACAAGGACACCGGGGAGCUGCUGGGCGAGUACACGGGUCACCGCAGCACGACCUACAGGCUGGACUGCGUCCUGAACGAGCAGGACACGCACGUGGGCUGCGCCUCCGAGGACGGCCACGUCUACUUCUGGGACCUGCUGGAGGGCUCGCUGGCGCUCAGCUUGCCCGUGGGCCAGGGCGUGGUGCAGUCACUGGCCUUCCACCCGCGCCUGCCCUGCCUGCUGGUGGCCACCCAGGGCCAGGUGACGCUGUGGCGAGAGGACACCUUCCAGCCCGAGGGGGACCCCGACACCUGAGGGGGACCCCAACACCCGAAGGGGACCCCAACACCCGAGGGGGACCCCGACACCUGAGUGGGACACGGGAGGACACCUUCCAGCCCGAGGGGGACCCCAACACCUGAGGGGGACCCCAACACCCAAAGGGGACCCUGACACCUGAGGGGGACACGGGAGGACACCUUCCAGCCCGAGGGGGACCCCAACACCCGAAGGGGACCCCAACACCCGAGGGGGACCCCGACACCUGAGGGGGACCCCAACACCUGAGGGGGACACGGGAGGACACCUUCCAGCCCAAGGGGGACCCCAACACCCGAGGGUGACCCCGACACCUGAGGGUGACCCCAACACCCGAGGGGGACACGGGAGGACACCUUCCAGCCCAAGGGGGACCCCAACACCCGAAGGGGACCCAACACCCGAAGGGAACCCCAACACCCAAAGGGGACCCCGACACCCGAGGGGGACACGGGAGGACACCUUCCAGCCCGAGGGGGACCCCAACACCCGAGGGUGA
Messenger RNA from Parus major (Great Tit), 1283 nucleotides. RefSeq names its product WD repeat domain 83 (gene WDR83). Lineage: Eukaryota; Metazoa; Chordata; Aves; Passeriformes; Paridae. Gene Ontology annotation, biological process: mRNA splicing, via spliceosome. Bases 26 to 781 code for a protein of 251 amino acids. Gene Ontology annotation, cellular component: catalytic step 2 spliceosome. The record is from RefSeq and is a predicted model, not a curated record. Gene Ontology annotation, molecular function: protein binding. The transcript has 6 exons.